CAAAGAGGGCAGGACUCAAAUUUCAAACAUGACAGGGAAGAGAAAAGGCUACAGGUAUGAAAACAGAGCUGAAGGAAAGUGAAAGCGGAUUAAAGAGACGCAGAGCUGAAUAAUAAAUAAUACAGUAGUUAAUUCAGCAGAUGGCAGUGUUAUGGCAGCAGCAGCAGAGGGAGGAGGAGGUGCAGCAGGAGGAGGAGGUGCAAUAGAAGCAAAAGCAGCAGCAGUAAGAGGAGGAGGAGGAGGUGGAGGACUGUCCUGGAUGCUGCUGCUGCUCCUGCUGCUGAACACUGUAGUAGUAGCCUGUAUGGAGUCCAGACUACAGAUGCUGGCAGCGCUGAGGAAAUAUGGACGGGAGGUGACGGCUCAGCUCCAGGCUCGCAGCUCGCCCUGAACCCAGAGACCCGUUCCCGGGCUGUGAAGCUCCGUUUACCGCCGCGACCGCUACCGCUGAAGAUCCGUCUGCGCGACUCAUGGCGGAGUUUACCGAGAACUGCGGGCUGCUCUCGCCGAGCGCCGCGGAGAGAGCGGCCGAGCUGGGCGGCGAGGAGGACGGCAAGGCUCGGCGAGAGGUGUCGGCGGUGUCGAACGGGGACUGCGGGGGUCUGUCCGCGGACACGGAGGCGGAGGCGGCGGCCACGGACAUCAAAUCCGGAAUACCUCGCAGAACCAGCAUUAUUAAGGAUGGCUCAAGGCAGCGGAAAGAGAGGAAGAAGACGGUCUCCUUCAGCAGCAUGCCCACCGAGAAGAAGAUCAGCAGUGCCAGCGACUGCAUCAACGCCAUGGUGGACGGCUCAGAGCUGAGGAAAGUGCGCUCCAACUCCAGAGUGUACCACCGAUACUUUCUGCUGGAUGCUGAUAUGCAGUCUCUUAGGUGGGAGCCCUCUAAAAAGGAGUCGGAUAAAGCCAAGAUCGAUGUGAAGUCCGUUAAGGAGGUGCGAACUGGUAAGAACACGGACACUUUCAGGACCAACGGCAUUUAUGAUCAGAUUUCAGAGGACUGCGCAUUCUCUAUUAUUUAUGGGGAAACUUACGAGUCUCUGGAUUUAGUCGCGAACACAGCAGAUGUAGCAAACAUUUGGGUGACUGGACUCAGGUACCUGAUUUCCUAUGGGAAGGCUACCUUAAACAUGAUCGAAAGUACUCAGAAUAACCUGCGCUCUUCUUGGCUUGGGGAGCUGUUCGAUGAAGUGGACAACGCUGGCAACAAAAGCAUCAGCCUUUGUACUGCUGUACAGUUGGUGAAAAAAUUAAACCCUGGACUGAAAAACGUUAAAAUCGAGCUCAAACUCAAGGAGUUGCACAAAGCGAAGGAAAAAAUGGGAAGCAAUGUUACGAAGGACGAGUUCGUUGAGGUCUAUCAUGACCUUUGCACAAGGCCAGAAAUCUACUUCUUGCUCGUUCAGUUCUCUAGUAACAAGGAAUUCCUCGACACCAAGGACUUGAUGAUAUUCCUAGAAGCAGAGCAAGGCAUGGCCCAGGUGAGUGAAGACACGAGCUUAGAGGUGAUUAAACAGUAUGAACCGUCCGAAGAUGGGCGGCUCAAGGGAUGCCUUUCUUUAGACGGGUUUACCAACUACCUUAUGUCCAACGACUGCCAUAUUUUCGAUCCUGAACAUAAGACAGUCUGCCAAGACAUGAACCAACCCUUGUCUCAUUAUUACAUCAACUCUUCUCACAACACCUACCUGAUUGAGGACCAGUUCAGGGGUCCGUCGGACAUCACAGGCUACAUCCGUGCCCUAAAGAUGGGAUGUAGAAGUGUAGAACUUGACGUUUGGGAUGGACCAGACAACGAACCGGUCAUUUACACUGGACAUACCAUGACCUCUCAGAUCGUCUUCCGAAGCGUCGUUGACAUCAUCAAUAAGUACGCCUUUGUGGCGUCGGAAUUCCCAUUGAUUCUGUGCUUGGAGAACCACUGCUCCCUAAAGCAGCAGAGAGUCAUGUUUCAACACCUCAAGAAAAUCCUUGGGGAUAGAAUUCACAGCGAUCCACCCAGACCUGAAGACACUUACCUUCCGACCCCCAAUGACUUGAAAGGCAAGAUUCUUUUGAAAGGGAAGAAGCUGGCCAGCACCUGUAAUAGCUCGGAGGGGGAAGUGACGGAUGAGGACGAAGGGGCGGAGAUGUCUCAGCGAAUGAGCAUGGAGGCAGGGGAACCACAGACCGUUUCUCAACCUAAAAAGUUUCAACUGUCCAAAGACCUCUCUGACCUGGUGACCUUGUGCAAAUCCAUCCAGUUCAAAGACUUUCCGACGGCGUUCCAGAACCAGAAGCACUGGGAACUGUGUUCCUUCAACGAGGUGUUUGCCAGCAGAUGUGCCACAGAUUUCCCUGGGGAAUUCGUCAAUUACAACAAGAAGUUUCUCGCUCGGGUUUACCCCAGUCCGAUGCGAAUCGACUCAAGCAAUAUGAACCCUCAGGACUUUUGGAAGUGCGGUUGCCAGAUAGUGGCGAUGAACUACCAAACUCCUGGUCUGAUGAUGGACCUUAACAUCGGCUGGUUCAGACAGAACGGCAACUGCGGCUACGUCCUUCGUCCAGCCAUAAUGAGGGAGCAGGUGUCUUACUUCAGCGCUAAUACUAAAGACUCGGUUCCAGGAGUGUCGCCACAGCUUCUUCACAUAAAGAUCAUCAGCGGACAGAACUUCCCCAAACCCAAAGGCUCAGGUGCCAAAGGUGACGUCGUAGAUCCCUACGUGUAUGUAGAGAUCCACGGCAUCCCUGCCGAUUGUGCUGAGCAAAGGACUAAAACCGUCAAUCAGAAUGGGGACAACCCCCUUUUUGAUGAAAGCUUUGAGUUUCAGAUUAACCUUCCCGAGCUGGCCAUGGUACGCUUUGUCGUCCUGGACGAUGACUACAUAGGGGACGAGUUUAUCGGUCAGUACACCAUUCCUUUCGAGUGUCUACAGCCGGGAUUUCGCCACAUACCUCUCCAGUCGUUGACUGGCGAGCUGCUUCCUCACGCUUGGUUGUUCGUCCACGUGGCCAUUACUAACCGACGAGGCGGAGGAAAGCCCCACAAGAGAGGACUCUCGGUCCGCAAGAGCAAACGGAGCCGGGAGUACGCCAGCAUGAGGAUACUGCUCAUCAAGGCUGUGGACGAGGUGUUUAAAACUGCUACACUGCCACUGCGAGAAGCGACGGAUCUCAGAGAGAACAUGCAGAACGCUUUAGUGACGUUUAAAGAGCUCUGCGGUUUGUCUGCGGUCGCCAACCUGAAGCAGUGCAUCCUGGCCCUGUCCUCUCGUCUCAUUGGUGCAGACAACAGCCCAGUCGUGCUCUUCAACCUCAAGGACCAGUACCCAAUCAUGGAGGCCCAGGGGCUGCUGCCUGAGGUCCUCAAGAAGGUGGCCACUGCGUAUGAGACGAUGAUCCAGACCAGUAAGACGCUGCUGGAGACUUCAGAGGGCGUCUACGAGAGGAUACUCCAGGUGCAGAAAGCAGCGAUGGAGUUCCAUGAGAAUCUUCAUGAUAUGGCAGUAAAGGAGGGUCUGAAGGGUAGGAAGCUGCACAAGUCCGUGGAGAGCUUUACCUGGAACAUCACCAUACUGAAGGGUCAGGCGGAUCUUCUGAAGCACGCCAAAGCCGAGGUGCUGGAGAACCUGAAGCAGAUCCAUUACGCUGCGCUCACCUGCAACCUGGCCAAGGGGGGCUCUGCGGCGACCCCGUCCGCAGGCUCCGAGUCCAGACCCCGCCGCAGCCUGGAGGCCAUCCCGGAGAAGGCGGUGGGGGAGGAGGACAUCAGCGACGAGGAGGAGAACUGAAGGGCCUUAUCAGUCCCUCCAAAAGCCCUGAAGCCCUGAAUCCCUGAACCCGGACUCCAGCGCUCCCUCCUGAGACCUGCAGGGGUUACCGGGAGCGGAGCGGGUAGCGGUGGAAGCUGUACGUGGCUCAGCAGCAGCAGCAGAGGUUUUAAAUGGGAUUAAGAGGAAAGGAAGGAGGUGUUGUAAUAAAGGAGCAAUGGCCUUAUUCUCCACCAGGACCCGGGGCUGUCCUUUAAUCUGCCUGUCUUUAAUCUGCGUCUCUGCCAUCAAUUUACUCAGUGUUUCGUCGUCUCAGUGUUUAAAGGGGGCAAAGUGCCUCGACUUACACCCAGAAUCCGAGAUCCCAGAUGUGUCCUGUAACCGUCAGACAUUCCUUAUUCCUGAUUCCUGAUUCCUUAUUCCUGACUCCUGAUUCUUGGCUCCUGACUCCUGAUUCCUGAGGCCUGUGGAUUGUGGAUUGGUUCGCUGAGUCUUGUUGAUUCGGGAAGUUGGUUUAAUCCAUAAUUUACUUCAGCAGUGUUGUUUUUAAGCCUAUGACAAACUAAGACUGCCUAUAAAGCACAAAAACCAACCUUUCUUUAUUUUAUUUUAUUUUUAUUAUAUGUCUUGAGGACCUGAAACUGGAGCCAAGAAUGAUUAGAAGAGUCAAAGAGAGAAAAAGAGAGAGAUAUAGUGUGAAAAAGAGAGAGAGAGAACAAACGAGCUGAGCCGAGCCGAGCUGUUUACAAUGACGGACUAAUCCGUGUUCCGUCUGCCGAAGAUAGAUAUAGUGUGUAUAUAUAUAUAAAAACGUGAAAAUAUAUAUAUAAAAAUAUAUAUAUAUGAAGAUCUGUUACUUUUUUUGCUAUGUGCACCAUUUUAACGGAUGAGAUUUAUUUUGUUAAAGAGCAAAAAAAAAAAGAAGAAAAAAAAAACUGAUGUUUUAAAGAGUUGAUAUUUUAUUUGUGCGAAGGCCGGGCAGAUCAGGACUGGUGAAACCAAGCUCUGCCGUCUGUGUUUUUUCUUCAGUUUUAGUUUCUUCCCCUCUUUGGAGAGUGAAUGUAAGCCACUUGUGGUCCUUUGAUGGAAAAUGAAAAAAUGGAAAAUAGGGUACAACUUUAACACGAGGCUCCUUUAUAAAGGGUUUAUGUAUGAUAAAGUUUUUCCAAUGAAUGUUGUGUCUCUUAUUAGACUCUAUAAAUAUAGUCAUAGUAUAACACAUUGUAAUGCAUUCAUAAGGCAUUAUACAUAUAUUUAUAAAAAGGUAUAACACACUAUAGCUUAUAGCACACUAUAAGUUAAGUAAAGCUAAGCUAAGGAAACAAAACUGAAAUUCUUAAAACAUGUUAAUCCGCACAGAUUUCUCUCCUGAAAACUGUUUAUUUGAGUCAGUAAAGCGCUUCCAUUUAUUAACAGUAAGCUUAGAUUUCCAGAUUUCCACUAAGGCUAGGUGCAGCAGCAUUAGCAUUAGCAGCUAACCACUAGCAGUAGCCGUGCUUAGCGCUAGUAAAUGCCGCUCGACAGUGCUACACUGAUGAACCCUGAGUGUUCCAGUAAGCCAGGGCGAUAUUAGCUAGCAGUUCGUGCCACGUGGCUUGUUUUACCACGGUAAACACGCAGACUACAGUCCACUACACUUACCUCCUAACGCAGUUAGCUGCUAAUGCUGCUCCAGCAGCGCUAUCCUGGGUUAUCAGCAGGCUACAGGUCGAUAAUACUCACCUCUGAAUGUCAAAAGAGCCUAGUGCUUAGCGUGGUUAGCGGGUACUGCUAAUACUUACAACCUGACUGGUAAAAUUUAUACAUAAGCACCGGAUUAUAAGGCGCACUGAUGAUUUUUAGGAAAAUGUAAGGAUUUUAAGUGCGCCUUAUAGUGAGAAAAAUACGGUAAUACUGUAUAUUCCCAUGAUGGACACCUGUCACUUUAAAAUAUGAUCUGUUAACUCCGCAAGUUAAAAUAGUUCCAUUGCUGCUCUGUUUGUAGCUGCGCUGUUUGGUUUGUAAGCGCUGCAUUGUUGCUAGGUUACCUGUAUUUGGCGGAGUAAUACAUGGAGAGCUUCGGUUACUGUGCAUUUCCAGCUGAUGACGCCACUCAUAAAACGCCUUUCAGCCAAUCACAUUGCAGGGUCGGAACUAACUGUGGUAUAAUAUUUAACAUAAGUGUAAUACUUCCUGAGUGGUUAAAAGUAAUUGUAGCAAGGCUUUGUUAAGACUUGCUGGUAUUGACAUAUAACAUCUAUAUAAACACAGCUGAUAAUGCAUUAUGAUCACAAUUCAUAAUUCAUAAUAACUAUAGAUAUAAUGUGUUAUAUAUUUUUAUAAAUGUCUUAUAUUAUAUUAUAAUCUGUUAUAAGUAUGUGUAUAGUGUAUAAAAUUGACAUGAUAUUUAUUAAAGAAAAUUUGCCCGGUUUAUAAAUAGUUUAGAAAGUAGUGGAUCAACACCAGCAGAUGACAUGUCUCUCUAAACCAUCACUGAUUGGUGGAAACUUCACACUAGACCUCAAGCAGCUUGGACUGUGUGUCUCUCCACUCUUCCUCCAGACUCUGCUCCCUUAAUUUACAAAUGAAAUGUAAAAUUUACUGAUGAUCAGUGAUGGUUUGGAGAGACAAGUCUUCUGUGGAUUUCAUUUUCCAGCAGGAUUUGGCACACUGCCCACACUGCCUAAAGUACCAGUCGGUUUUAUAUAAUAUUCUAAUUUUCUGAGACCCUGUUUUUUGGGUUUUCAUUGGCUGUAAGCCAUAAACAUCAACAAUAAAAGAAAUACACGCUUAAAAUAGAUCACUCUGUUUUAAAAUUUAUACUAAAUUACUGAAAAAAAAAACUUUUCAAUGAUAUUCUAAUUUUUUAAGAUGCACCUAAUCCAAAUGAUCAAGUUAUCAAAAUAAUAAAAACUUUAGUCUAAAAUGUGUUCCCAAAGAAAAUAAAUUUCUUGCCAAAAAGUCUUUAAAACUGAAUUAUUAACAGUUUAAUAACUAAUUUAUAACCCCUUUAUAGAGGAGCCUUUUUUUAAAGUGAUACCCGCAGUGCUGUAUCUUUGGAAUACAAUCGAUUGCACAACCAGCAGCAGCAAACAGCAUGAGAAGAAAAGGAAUUCUUAAACUCCUGGAUGCUUUAAAAUAAAAAAAGGACACGGUUAAUCUUCUAAACCAUUCCUGCUAAAAGACAUAAAAAAAUAAUAAAAAUAAAAAAAUAAUAGUGAACCUAUUUAUAUGGAUACUGUUAAACAUGAUAGUGCCUCGUUGUUGACGAUUGAUUUUGUCUAUUGGUUGGGGGGGGGUUGGUUUGGGGUUGUAGGGUGGGAGGGGUUUGAUAGAGAGAGAAGUUUUAAGGGGAUUAUGGGAUUGCGAGAAUCCUCUGCCUGCCUGGACGAAGAAGAAAAAGAAAAAAAAAAGCUGAAGCCUGCCCAGUGCCAACCUGCCAGCUCAUCGCUUCUGGUUAAUUAAUAUUCACCCUUGGCUCAUCCCAUUGGUCGUCGUCGUCGUCACGCCGUGCCAAUCUACAGUUGGACCUAGUGAACCACUUCCAUCAGAUUUUACAGCUUCGUCAGACCCAGAAAUCUCCAGACGUCGGACUGGACCUCAAAAACUAAAAACAAAAAAAGGAAAAAAGGAAAAAAAAAAGUUUCAUACAUUUCAGUGCUGUAAGAGUUUGUGUACUUUUGAGCAUAGUGAACCAUUUCUACCAGUUCUGGGAAGGGUGGGAGGUAGGGAGGGGGUUGUUUGAAAUAUUGGAAUAUGGUUUGGUUUUUGUUUUACUCCGUUAAAAGCCCAAAAAGCUCUGAAAUAAACCAUGUGGAAUACAUUCUCUUAA
Molecule: messenger RNA, 7557 nt
Organism: Astyanax mexicanus (Mexican tetra)
Lineage: Eukaryota; Metazoa; Chordata; Actinopteri; Characiformes; Acestrorhamphidae
Product: inactive phospholipase C-like protein 2
Exons: 7
Coding region: 471-3767 (1098 amino acids)
Biological process (GO): intracellular signal transduction; lipid metabolic process
Molecular function (GO): phosphatidylinositol-4,5-bisphosphate phospholipase C activity
Source: RefSeq, a predicted model, not a curated record